Molecule: messenger RNA, 1401 nt
Organism: Miscanthus lutarioriparius
Lineage: Eukaryota; Viridiplantae; Streptophyta; Magnoliopsida; Poales; Poaceae
Source: the annotation of a GenBank genome assembly
AUGGGUUGCCUUGGAGGCGACGAGAUGAGAGUUGUGAUGAGGCCGUUGCUGCACCUCCUAGUAGGGAUGGUGCUGUACGGGGUCGCCGAGGAGAUGAUCGUGCCUGCACUCGUCGACAAGGUCACCACCGCGCUCUGCCCCCUCAGUGCUACCAGCUCUGCCUCCACGCCCUGCUCUGAGGCUUUCUACCUCACCGGCCUUCAGUCCUCGGUUGGGGGCAUUUUCAGGACUAUAGGGCUCACUCUGAUGGGUCAGCUAGCUGAUGAAUAUGGCCGCAAGCCUAUCCUCCUCCUCUCUGCCUCCACCUCCAUAAUACCAUUUGCUCUGCUUGCAUGGAAAAAUUCAAGGGCUACUGUACAUGUCUACCUUGUUAUGCGUACUUUUUCAUACAUGAUCGGCCAAGGAACCAUAAUAUACCUUGCAGUUACAUACACGGCGGAUGUGGUUGAACCAUCAAAGAGGGCGGCUGCCUUUGGUAUCCUGACAGGAAUUUUCUCUGCUUCGCACGCUUUAGGAAACAUCUGUUCAAUGUUUCUUCCUGAGAGUUGGAUUUUUCAGGUAUCAGUUGUUUUGUCAGUAUUAUCUGUGCUCUACAUGAAACUGUACCUGGUGGAGACAGUCCAAAGAGCUCCCUCGGUGCCUUGUCAGCGUUUGACUUUGUCAUCUUUGGUUGUUAGUUUACCCCAGCAACGCUGGAACUGUAUGAAGGAGAACAUUAGCAUAAUCAAAAACAGUGAAACACUUAGGAGAAUCACAUUCAUUUCCUUCUUCUAUGAAUUGGGAAUGAUGGGCAUCAGUGAUGUCCUUCUGUACUACCUCAAGUCAGUAUUUGGCUUUGACAAGGAUCAGUUCUCAGAAAUUCUAAUGGUGGUAGAUAUUGGUUCGAUCUUUUCCCAGAUUUUGGUCCUCCCUCUUCUUAGCCGUGUAAUUGGUGGAAAAGGAGUAUUAUGCAUUUCAAUACUCACAUCAAUUGCCUAUGCUUUUCUUUAUGGUGUUGCAUGGGCUUGGUGGGUGCCUUAUAUUUGCUCUUCGCUGGGUGUCAUCUGUGUUCUGGCCAAACCAGCUACCUAUGCAAUAAUUUCUGGGGAAGUACUUUCAACUGAUCAGGGAAAGGCACAAGGGUUCGUCGGAACCAUGCAGUCGAUGGCUACAUUGCUGGCACCUCUAUACAUGAGCCCACUGACCUCUUACUUCAUUUCACCCGAAGCCCCCUUCAACUGCAGAGGAUUCAGUUUCCUUAUGGCUGGUUUCUUCUUGGCAAUCUCCUUAUGCUUCGCUUGGACGCUUAUUCCAGAAAGAAAGGACAAAUGCUCCGAAGUUGCUGUUUCAGGCCAGCCUGAUGAGGAGGCAGAGCAAGCACCUCUUCUGGCUAAUCGUAUUGCUAUUAACACCAUCUGCUAA